CACUGUGGGUGGUGUUGGACGGGUGGUGCUCGGUGUGAAGGGCUCGGAGGAGGUUUACCUGUAAUACAAGUGUGAAAAGGGAGAUUUUACUGCAUUUAAACAACAAGAAUUUUCUUGAAGAAAUCGUAAAGGAUUUGGCAUAAUAUUACUUCACCGUCCUGAAGGAAUGAAGCACAUACCAAGUGAUCACCAGUAAAUGGUACCGGAGAACAUAAAAUUGUACUUUAACAAGUGAAAAGCCGUACAUAUGAUACCAGGCUCGUCAUGAAUUCAUACGACAUAUUCAGAAAACUCACAAAGGGAAUCAAAUUUAAUAACAAGAAGUUUAAAAGUGAUUUUCAGAAGUCUAGGGAUCAACAGUCAGUUCAGGAGCUGGGGAAUGAGGACAGUUGCAUAGCAGAUGACUCAAAACCCGAGUCUGAUAAAGAACUGUGCUCUGCUGAAGAACAAAACUCAAAACUAGAAGAUGGCAGUGAGAAUGAAGAAGGUGGCCUCAGUAUGCUGACUGAUGUACAGUUUGGAGGAGCUGCUUCAGACAAAAAGAAGAAGAAAAAGACCAAGAAGAGUGCCAAGCAAAAACAGCUAGAACUCCAUCAAGAACAGGUGAACCACAUGCGCAAGAAGAAUGGGAUUCACGUAUGGGGAGCUGACGUGCCUGAGCCUCUGGACUCUUUUGACAAGUUGCUGGAACGUUUUGGUGUAAAUGAAAUCAUUACAAGCAACCUUCGUAGUCAAGGAUUUGCCAGCCCAACACCCAUCCAGAUGCAGGCCUGGCCUCUCAUGCUACAGGGCCGGGAAGUACUUGGGUGUGCACCCACUGGUUCAGGUAAAACAGCAGCUUUUCUAGUUCCUCUGUUGCAUCAGUUGGGUGGCCCACAACGGAAAGGAUUUCGUGCUGUUAUUCUCUCACCUACUCGUGAACUUGCCAGGCAGACACACAGAGAGUGUGUGAGACUAGCUGAGGGGCUGGGAAUACGUGCAUUCAUCAUUAGUAAUGUUAGCAAAGCCAUGGAGAAAUUUGGCCCUCAAUCUGCUCAGAAGUUUGAUGUACUUGUAACAACACCAAACCGCCUGGUGUACCUCUUGCAGGAAGUUGAUGGUUCACCCCUCAAUUUAUCCAAUGUGGAGUGGCUAGUCAUAGAUGAGAGUGACCGUCUGUUUGAGGCAGGAGAACAUGGCUUCAGAGACCAGCUGGCAGUCGUGUACCAAGCCUGCACGGGGCCCAAUAUCAGACGAGCCCUGUUUUCUGCCACAUUUGCCCAUGAGGUUCAGGACUGGUGCAAACUGAACCUUAACAAUGUUGCCAUGGUGUCUGUGGGCAUCAGGAACACUGCAUCAGAGGAUGUGAAACAAGACCUCAAGUUCUGUGGUGAUGAAAGUGGGAAGCUUUUAGCUCUUCGAGAUAUUUUAAGAAAGGGUUAUGAGCCACCUGUUCUACUGUUUGUACAAACAAAGGAGCGAGCUAAAGAUUUGUUUAAGGAGCUGAUAUAUGAUAAUAUUAUGGUGGAUGCCAUUCAUUCUGAUCGUACACAGCUGCAGCGUGACAAUGUAGUUCGAGCAUUUAGAGAAAGAAAAAUAUGGGUUUUGAUAUGUACUGAACUCAUGGCUAGAGGUAUUGACUUCAAAGGUGUCAACCUCGUCAUCAACUUUGACUUCCCACCGUCAGCCAUUAGUUACAUCCACAGAGUAGGACGAACAGGACGAGCUCACCACCAAGGUCAUGCCAUCACAUUUUGGACAAUGGAUGACAAACCUUUCCUAAGAAGUGUUGCACAGGUGAUUCACAGUUCUGGUCAGGAGGUGCCAAGUUGGAUGUUGGAACUCAAGAAGUUGAGGAGAAAGGAAAAGAAGAAGUUAUCCACACAGCAGCCAGAUCGAGGUCAUGUCUCACAGGGAGUUCUCUAUGAGCAGCUAAACAAACGUAGACAGAAAGAAAUGGUGAAGAAAAGCAAGAAAAUGAAGUUUACAAAAAAUGCAGCAGAAGAGAAUAGGGUUGAGAGAGACAGGGCAACACAGAAAUAGCAAGUGGGUCAGAUUUAAGAGACAGGUCAGAAGCAGCAGAAAUAAUAAACAACGAGAAAGGCCUAAAGAGUAAUACAAAGCUUAUUGUAAUUUUUUAUUGCAGUCUUUCAAUAAAGAAUCCACGUAACAACAA
Homarus americanus (American lobster) is the source of this 2155-nucleotide messenger RNA. It is a transcript of the gene ais, whose product is annotated as probable ATP-dependent RNA helicase DDX52. Gene Ontology annotation, cellular component: 90S preribosome. Gene Ontology annotation, biological process: maturation of SSU-rRNA. The record is from RefSeq and is a predicted model, not a curated record. Gene Ontology annotation, molecular function: ATP binding; RNA helicase activity; nucleic acid binding. The transcript has 14 exons. Lineage: Eukaryota; Metazoa; Arthropoda; Malacostraca; Decapoda; Nephropidae. The coding region runs from base 265 to 2022 and encodes 585 amino acids.